Aureobasidium uvarum is the source of this 1848-nucleotide messenger RNA. NCBI's taxonomy places the organism in Eukaryota, Fungi, Ascomycota, Dothideomycetes, Dothideales, Saccotheciaceae. The record is from the annotation of a GenBank genome assembly.
AUGUCCACACCCUUGCCCCCGGACCCAUAUGUCGCCCUGAGUCUCAGCAAAGAUGCUACACCCUCGCAGAUCAAGACGACGUACCGCAAGCUCGUCUUGAGAUGCCAUCCGGACAAGGUCACGGACGAAUCGAAAAAGGCCGAGGCGUCUGACCAGUUCCAUCGCGUACAACAAGCAUACGAGAUUCUCAGUGACGAAGGACGCCGAUCACGCUACGAUGCCCAGAUCAAGAUGGCAGAACUGCGAAAGCAGAACAUGAGCAACAGACCUCCUGUCGAAGUCAGGACUGCUGCCUAUGAAGUGCCUACAUCUGGCCCUGGCAGAGCCACCUUUACCGCUAGAGGACCCGAAAGAGUAUACGAAGAACGCCGACCCGAGAGAUCCGACUCGGACGACUACUUUGGCGGCGCAACACGAACCACGUCACGAAAACACGAUGAUUACGAACGACAACCUAUCAAGAAGACGGCAGUACCCCCGAGAGAUGACAGAGAACGUACCAGAGUCUUGGAACGCGAGAGACGCGAGAGUGAACGAGCAUUACGAACAGACAAGAGGAGGACGCGUGAUCAAGACACGAAACGCGAAAGAGACAGGAAGUACUCGGCAUAUGACGAUGACAGCGACCCCGACUUGAGACAGGAAGCAGAAAGACGUAGGAGAGCUACCGAAGAAGCUACCAGAGACAAGGACAUGCGAGAAAGAGAGAGGACCAAGUUCGAUCGAGAACGGGAGCGUAGAGAUGACGGCGGUCGCGAGAGGGACGAGUACGAACGCGAAAAAUCGUCACGCCGAGGCUACGAUGCGCAGCACUACUCGCGGCUGGAGGACGAACUCCUGGCAUACACUGGAAGAGACAAACGACCAUCCCUUUCGCGCAGCACAUCGACGGCCACCAAGACCGAGACAUAUGUUGACCACUCAGGUCGACCAACCGCUUUCGUGCGCCGACACUCGGCGAAGCCUGCUGCAUCCCCUCAGCCACGUCGUGAACGCGACAGGAGGCCGAGCGUGCCCGACAUCAUCGAGGCCGAAGAACGCCGCUCUGCCACUCGACCCACGACCUUAUAUACCUCGGCAUCGUCGCCUUCGACCAUCAAGCUCCCUCGAGACCCGCCCCCUCGUAGCGUGAGCAUGAAGACAGGCGAUCGCAACGUGCCGCCCAUGCCCAUUCGCCGCUCCGAGACCAUGCCCAAUAUCUCUCCUAAGCGUGCCAAAGACUCGAAGCCCUCGACCAUGAGAGAUACCGACUUUUCUGCUGGCUACCCUACGCCCUCGGCAAGUCCAGACUACGCUCCCUCACCCACCGCCUCUUACAAAGCCUACCACUAUCCCUCUCGCGGGGACGACGACUAUCGCCGUACUGCCGAUCGUGACUACGAGCGUGAGCGCGAUCGUACCCGCGAACGCCGCAUCCAUCACUCUCCCGAGCCCAUGCGCGAGCCCAUACGCUCUUCCAAGUCUGCCACAACACCUCGCUACACUGCCACCGCUCCACAACCACCGCCGAUUAUGACGAACCCAAGCUAUAGCAGAAGCUACACGACCGAGUCACCAACCUCCUACACCAAUGCGCGACCUUCGCCCGUACGCCGCGAGACGCAGCGUGACUACGAUUCGCUGCCUAAAGCCUCAGUGCCAAAGGCAAACUCGAGUGCCAAGUAUGAGUAUCCCAUCGACAGCGUCCGUGACUAUGAGAAGGAACGCCGUAGAGGCAGCCCGGUCGACGAGUACGCUGGCUACUCGAGUCACAGAGCUUCCACCUCUGCUACACGUUCACACUUGCGUCGCCAGCACACGAGUGACUACACCUCCUCCUAUGCUCCACGCACUCAGCAAGUUGUUUAG